CAGACACUGCCACACUGACACAGAGAACCUCAAUCUCAACACAGGAAACACUAUCAUGAAGGUUUUUGUGGUGCUUGCACUUGCAGUAUUUUCUGCAGGCUGUCAUGCCAAUAUUCUGUGGGCUGAUGAGCCCAAACCACAGUUGGAACAGGUGACAGAUGCAUUCUGGGAGUAUGUUGCCAAGGCUACGCAAACUACUGAGGAGACUCUGAAGAUGAUCAAAGAGUCUCAGCUGGGCCAAGCGGUCAAUACCAGGAUCACAGAGAGCGCUGAUGUGGCCAACCAAUAUGCGGUGGCUCUGCGCAGUCAGCUGACUCCACUUGCCCAAGACAUGUUUACCAAGGUUUCCCAGGAGUCCGAACUCCUGAGAGAGCGCCUAGAGAAGGAAUUGAGUACUGUGACAGGAGAGCUGGAACCCUAUGCUGUGGAGCUGAGGGCCAAAAUCCAGCAGCAGGUGGAGCAGCUGAAGCAGGAGGUGGCUCCUUAUGCCGAUUCCCUGGACACCGAAGCCCUGAAGACCACCCUGCUCCAGAAGAGUGAAGAAUUGAAGGCCAGCCUAGAUGAGAACAUGCUGGAGCUGCGGACCAAGCUGGGCCCAUACACUGAGGAGCUCCGGGAGAAAGUGGACCAGCAUCUGAAGGAGUUCAAGAAUAACGUGGCUCCUCUGGCUGAGAACAUCCAGAGCCAGGUGGUCCUGAGAACAAAGAUGGUCCAGCAGAGUCUGGAACCUUAUGCUGAAGAACUGAGGGAGAAGCUGGACCCCUAUGCCCAGGACCUGAAGACCCAGCUGAGUUCACUCUGGGAAUCCUUUUCAAAACGUGUCUGAAUAUGCACUAGUUCUAAGAGUCCUGUACUCCCACGAUCUGUUAGCAACUGAAUGACAUUAGAGGCAAACAAACAUGGAAUACUGAUAUGAUAAUGCAGACAAAGGCCUCCUCAACCAAAGUUAAGCUUUGUAAUUCUAUAUAUAAAUAUUUAUUACCAUGUUUGUUUAUAUUCUAUUCAUUGUAUGACAAUGAACUGCUUUAAUCCUGCACUGAAAUAAAAGAGGAUGUUGAGGAGCUCAUAAUGUCUCUGUUUUUACUCUAUUUUGAUUG
Molecule: messenger RNA, 1097 nt
Organism: Brienomyrus brachyistius
Lineage: Eukaryota; Metazoa; Chordata; Actinopteri; Osteoglossiformes; Mormyridae
Product: apolipoprotein A-I-like
Exons: 4
Coding region: 56-826 (256 amino acids)
Biological process (GO): very-low-density lipoprotein particle remodeling; triglyceride homeostasis; positive regulation of lipid biosynthetic process
Cellular component (GO): chylomicron; high-density lipoprotein particle; blood microparticle
Molecular function (GO): phospholipid binding; phosphatidylcholine-sterol O-acyltransferase activator activity; cholesterol binding
Source: RefSeq, a predicted model, not a curated record